UCUCUCCUUAGCACAUUUGCAAGAAAAAUGGCCGGAUACGAGGGUCAUGUUAACAAAAGACAAAGAGUUGACGAUACACAUUAUGACAGAGAAGACAGACACAACCCUGAACCAUCACCGGUGGUCCACGUUAGGGGAUUAUCAGAAUAUAUCACUGAGGCAGAUUUGAUGCAGGCUGUGCAGCAUUUUGGAACUGUGAAUUACAUUAUGAUGAUGGGGAAGAGACACCAGGCUCUAGUUGAAUUUGCUGAUAUAUCUGGAGCAAAAAACUGUGUCAACUAUUCCUUGAACAAUCCAAUUUAUGUUGGACAGCAAGCAGCAUUCUUCAACUACUCAACUAGUCAAAGAAUUCAAAGGCCAGCACCUGGGUAUAAUGAUCCCAAUUACAUGAUGGGAGAUGACCCUAAUCGACCACCAAACCAUAUACUAUUAUUCACAGUCUUGAAUCCACAAUAUCCAAUCACUGUGGAUGUUAUGCAGACAAUUUGUUCAGCCCAUGGUCAAGUGUUGAGAAUAGUCAUCUUCAAGAAGAAUGGUGUCCAAGCUAUGAUUGAGUUUGAGAAUGUUGACUGUGCUACUAGGGCCAAGCAGGCAUUGAAUGGAGCAGAUAUUUAUUCUGGUUGUUGUACACUCAAGAUUGAGUUUGCCAAUCAAACAAGACUCAAUGUAAUCAGAAAUGACUCAGAAAGUUGGGACUACACAAACCCUAAUCUAGGAAAUGAACCACCAGGAGCAGGACGCCCACUUUUACCAGAUCCUAGAUAUCAAGGUCAGCAAGCCUCUUAUGGGUCAGGACCACCACCACCUCAGGGAGGUUACUCACAAGGCCAAGGGGGGUACCAACAGCCUCCAGGAUCAGGAUAUGGACCCCCUCCACCACCACAGGGAGGAGGGUACGGAGGAGGCCAGGGAGGAUAUGGUCAGAGCCAAGGCUAUGGACAACCACAGGGAGGGUACGGAGCACCUCCUUCAGGAGGCUAUGGUGCACCACCACCCCAGAACAGUUAUGGAGGUGGAGGGGGGUAUGGUGAGGGUGAUGGAUAUGGAGGAGGUUAUAAUUCAGGACCACCAAGAAGUGGUGGAUAUGAUGACAGGUAUCCACCAAGAGACCGAGGAUACGGAGAUAGAGGGAGCUAUGGUUCUGGAGAUAGAAGGGGAGAUAGAGGUGGAUACAGAUCAGGUUAUAGUGAUGGACCCCCUGGAGCCAGUGGACUCUCCCAGGGAGCAGUAAUUAUGGUGUAUGGAUUGGACAAUGAAAUGAACUGUGAACGUCUAUUUAAUCUCUUCUGUCUCUAUGGCAAUGUAGUUAGGAUUAAGUUUUUGAAGAGCAAGGAUAAUGCUGCUAUGGUACAGAUGGGCGAUGCCUUGGCAGUUGAUAGGUGUAUGAACAUGUUAAAUAAUACAUACUUCUUUGGAAACAAACUACAGUUAGGACAUUCUAAACAAGCUUUCCUUAAGGAUGUAGCCCAACCACAUGAUUUACCAGAUGGCACCACUUCAUUUAAAGAUUUUAUGGGAAGUCGUAACAACAGAUUCUCUAAUCCUGAAGCUGCAAGCAAAAAUCGUAUUGUAGCACCGACUGAAAUGCUUUACAUGUAUAACAUCCCACCUAAUUAUUCUGAAGAGGAAGUCCUAGAGUUGUUUGACAGAAGUGGGGCAAAGAAACCAUCCAAAGUAAAAAUCUUUCCCAGUAAAAGUGAAAGAAGUUGUACUGGUCUAUGUGAAUUUGAAAGUAAAGCCUGGGCUAUUGAGGCUCUGAUCUUGACAAACCAUGUUUCUAUAGAUAAUCCAACUGGUAAGGCACCAUUUAUCUUCAAAUUGUGCUUCUCGCCAAACACCAUCUCAGAGGUCGGAGAAAGGCGAGAGAGGAUGGAGAGGGUCAGAGGAGGAGGAGACAGAGGGGAUAGAGAAGAUAGGGAGUGAAUAGGUCAUGUGAUACGACCAUGUGAUGUCAGACAUUUUGUCUGAUUUACUGUUGUGUACAUUGAAAUAUCCUGUUACUGUAUACGUGUGUGUAUAACAUGCAGUUUUCACUGAAACAUUUCAUUGGAUAUUUAAUAGAUUUUCAUUUCUUAAUUAUGACAAAAGAAAUUUUUUCAAGGUCUAUGUUAAUAUUCAUAAAAUCUUGUUUUCAAAAAAUGUAAUAGUUCUAACUAAUUUGUAUAUGUUACAAGAUAGGCUGUCCUUGGAAAGUAUGAUUUUAGAUGUUUCAAAUGGGCAAAGUUUUAUAUUUUAUUCAUAAUCUUUCAUUUUGCAUCACAUUCAUAUGUAUCAUGUAUAAUAGGGAAAUAAGAUAUCUCUUGAAGCAUUAUCUCAAGUGGGCAGCUAAACUUGUGAAAAAACAUUUUUGAUUACUAACAAAUGAUAAUGAGGUUAAUGACUAGAAAAAGAAAUUUUCCAUUAUUAUUUAGAUAGAAAAUAUACUAGAUUAUCAAGAUGGGUUUAGCCAAUCAUGUUGUAUUGUUAAAUUCUGCCAGGAAUAUAACUAAUGAUUCAUUGAAUUAUUCUAAUAUGAAUUCAUCAAUGCUUUGAUAAACCUAUUGUGUCCACAAGUGAGGAUAAAAGACAACUGUAAUAAUGUUUUGUGCUUUAAACUUUUAUUGUUCGUCAUUCAUCCCAUUAUAUAGUUAAAUUGGUAGUACAACCAAGUGUUGGAUUGCAGGAUUCUCAGCAAUCAUGAUCCAUUAUUUGUAUCACCCAUCUCAUAUAUGUUGUUGUACAUUUUUUAAUUCAAUCAAUUCUGUAGAACUUAUACACCAUGUUUAGAAAUACCAUUGAAAGAUCAGUUUUAAGUCCUAAGGUCUUGUCAUCGCUAUAAGUUUUAAUUCAUUUAUAUUGUCAGUGAUUUAGAUAAACAGAUGUACGAGGGUGUGGGUGGGGAUUUACAGAAUAGAGAAUAAUGGCCUAAAAGAAUUAAUGAUAACAGAAAUGAAGGACCCCCAACCAGACCCUCAUGUACUCAGUUAAAUCAAACAAAAGAGAUCAUAUUGCAUACAAUAAUGGACAGCAGAAUCUCAUUCAACCUUUCUUUAUGAGGGAGUACAUCCACUUUUAAAAUGCAUGUGCUGAUAUGUAACCAGAUAGUUAACUAUCUAAUCAAUGGUAUUUUUAGUCCAGGUGUAAUGUAUUUUAACUAAUGGAUUUGUCUGUAGAAAUAAUAUUUCUUGUUGAAAUAAAAAGACAAUUUUUCAUACUA
Messenger RNA from Mytilus californianus (California mussel), 3196 nucleotides. RefSeq names its product heterogeneous nuclear ribonucleoprotein L-like. Gene Ontology annotation, cellular component: nucleus. The record is from RefSeq and is a predicted model, not a curated record. Gene Ontology annotation, molecular function: mRNA binding. Gene Ontology annotation, biological process: regulation of RNA splicing. The transcript has 17 exons. Bases 28 to 1923 code for a protein of 631 amino acids. NCBI's taxonomy places the organism in Eukaryota, Metazoa, Mollusca, Bivalvia, Mytilida, Mytilidae.